Odontomachus brunneus is the source of this 1762-nucleotide messenger RNA. RefSeq names its product cation-dependent mannose-6-phosphate receptor-like. The transcript is spliced from 5 exons. Lineage: Eukaryota; Metazoa; Arthropoda; Insecta; Hymenoptera; Formicidae. The record is from RefSeq and is a predicted model, not a curated record. The coding region runs from base 81 to 827 and encodes 248 amino acids. Gene Ontology annotation, cellular component: trans-Golgi network.
UCAUUGCAUCACCAGUCACAUCAUUUACGCGAAUGACAGGAUCGUAGUGUGCACGAAACGACAACAUAGCUUGGUGGAAGAUGUACAGUCGUAGUAGGACGUUGAUUGCAUUGGCGUUAUUUCUGAUAUUAUUUUGCGACAGCACGUCGUCGGAAUGUAUGCAACUGGGGCCUUGUACCUGCUUUCUACCGGACGGCAAUUAUUACGAUUUGACCAGUCUCGCUGACAAAGAGACACUUUCCAAUACCAAGUCUAAUUUGACAGUAUAUUUCCACCCAUGUAAGGAUGUGGUAAUUCCCAUUAAAGAGAAUCAAAAUAAUACAUGUUCCAGUGGGAAAAAAGUUUCGCUUUGUAUGUACAAUGAAACCACAAAUACAACCAUAAAUUUUGGGACAGUUCACGAUACUCAAAUGAAGUUACCAAAGGGCAAUAAUAAAUUUCCAGUGUUUGAAAUACAUCGCGGUAAUAUUACAUCGAUCAUAAAUAUUAUAUGUGCCACUGACAGCACUGACAUAGAUUUCAUAUUAGAUAAUAUUUCUCAGGAUACCGGAAAGUAUCAUUUUAGGUUGGUGUCGCCGUACGGAUGUAGAAAGGAACAAGACUACAACAGAGGCUUGUCUACCGGCUCCGUUCUAGUCAUCUUAUUCUUCACUUUCGCUGGAAUAUAUCUCGUUGGCGGCGCUAUAGUGUUGAAAACAUUGAGAGGGGCAACUGGUUGGGAAAUGCUGCCAAAUCAUACUUUCUGGUGCGAGCUUCCCUCGUUGGUCAGAGACGGCAUCGUUUUCACCUUCAAUUGUUGUCGGGCGAACAGUUACGAGAGAAUAUAAAAUCUUCAUCGUCAUUUAAUGUUUAUUAAAUGCACGAUCUUGUUAAAAUUUAGUACGUUAUAAGUAGUGGACGUUUGUACCCUAAGUAAUUUUUCUAUUCUCGUUCUUGUAUUGUCACAUUGUUUUUUCUUAUAGUUAUACUACGGUUUAUGAUAAGUAUUCUUCUGUAAAGCAAGACAUUAAUUCGUUAAAUUGCCCGCAGUCAGUUUACUGAUUGACCAUCAAUUUUCCGUAUUGAUAGCUCUUGCUUUCUUAGUUUCUUUUUUUUUUUGUUAGCACAAUUAAGAAGCACGAUAUUAUGUAUAUUACACGAAAUUACAUGUGUAUUGUAAUAAUGUGAUAUUCUAUUGCGCUAUGUCACGUGCCAAUGUUAUGUUUUUAAGUCUUUAGGGAUAUAUAAAGAGAAAUUUCAAUUUGAUUAUGCAAAUUAAUGCUUGAAUAUUUCGCUAUCGUUGCAAAUUGAAUACUCUGAAAACAUGACUGCACACCAAAGAGCUAUUCUUUCAGACACCAUGUUUGUCGACUGGUAAGAAAGCGACAGUGAAAGCGAUCACUAACAAUUACAAAUCGAUGUAACCGAUACAUGUAUUAUCAUGUUUGUAAGAUUAUACCCGGACAUUGGAAGAGCCCCGACGCUGGAAUCGGCCAUUUUCACGGAUGUACUCUAUUUUUCGAGGACCUACAAAUAUUAUAUUUUUUAUAACUUUUUAACCAACGUAUUAGUAUUUAUGAGGCGAGAUCGACUCUUUCUACGAUUAGAGUAGUUGCUGUUCCCUUUUGUACAGAAGAGACGCUUUAUUUGUAGACACGAGCGCUUAUCGCGGGCUUUUCCGAUGUCGACAGCGUAAAUUGAACUGGAACCGGUGAUUUGAUAAUGUGAUGUUUUAUUAACAAACUCUAAUAAUAAUACAAAAAUAUAAAUAACUAUACGCGGA